AUGCCAUUACAAGAUUCACCUAAUAGGUGGUCGAUCCCAAUAUUUGCAGUUACCCUCAUAGCAUUUGUGGCAGAGAGCCAACUCACUCAAUAUGUUCAAAUCAAGUUACAGUAUCAACAACCCUAUCUCUUAUUCUACAUCGUUCAUUCAUCAUUCCUUAUCUUAUAUCCUUGCCAUAUACUGUAUUUAAUCCUUACGACCCCUCACACACCAUCACAGCUAUGGAACAGUGUGAAGAUUGCCAUCACAAAUCGUCUUAAUGAAGACGUACGGUCCACCAAGUUCCCUCUAGCACGACUCUUAUAUCUCAUUCUUGCAUUGACGGCAGGUAUAACUGUACCAGCCCUUCUUUGGUUUGCCGCUAUAGCAAUCUCUUCCGUAACUGACGUUACAGCCAUUUGGAACACCAACGCCUUCUUUGCGUACGUCAUCUCGGUGAAGGUUAUCGGUCUAGAAUGGGAAGCUCGACGACUAGUGGCAGUAGUGCUCGCUACCCUUGGCGUGAUAGCUGUCGUAUAUGGUGGAACGACGACACCCGAAUCGGAUGAUACUACGAUUUCUUCUGUCACCCUACCAGCAUCUACUGCGCAUCUGGCCGGAAACUUGCUGACUCUAAUUGCCUCUGUGGGAUACGGCGCUUAUCAAGUCUUUUAUAAGAAAUACGCUGCGCUAUCAUCAGACCCAGAUACUGAAGGUUUAGGCUGCUCCGAAGAUUACCAGCGUGUGCCAGUUGCAGAUGAUGGGCGAAGAGGGAGAAACAACUCAAAUGAUGAGGAAGAUAUCGAGCAAACUCCCCCCUUUGGUCUUCAUCCCAACUUCUUGACAUCGGCUAUUGGUGUUUGCACACUGCUCCUGCUGUGGAUUCCUAUUCCAGUUCUUCAUUGGACUGGUGCUGAGCCAUUCGCAUUGCCCCGCAAUUGGUCGAUAGUGAACGCUAUAGUCGGGAUCGCUUUGACGGGCUCGAUAUUCAAUGGAGGAUUUAUGAUCUUGUUGGGAUUGUGGGGUCCUAUAAUCACCUCUGUCGGUGGAUUGUUGACAAUAGUACUCGUCUUCAUCUCGGACGUAUUACUGGGUACCACAGAAGCCUUCAACUUUUGGACGGUGUCCGGUUCAACUGCAAUAAUUGCGGCCUUUGCAGUUUUGGCAUAUGAUAUAGUCAGAAAAUAA
This is a messenger RNA of Marasmius oreades (fairy-ring Marasmius), 1167 nucleotides long. RefSeq lists its product as uncharacterized. Bases 1 to 1167 code for a protein of 388 amino acids. The record is from RefSeq and is a predicted model, not a curated record. The transcript has 6 exons. NCBI's taxonomy places the organism in Eukaryota, Fungi, Basidiomycota, Agaricomycetes, Agaricales, Marasmiaceae.